Heterostelium album PN500 is the source of this 1434-nucleotide messenger RNA. It is a transcript of the gene psiD, whose product is annotated as PA14 domain-containing protein. Lineage: Eukaryota; Evosea; Eumycetozoa; Acytosteliales; Acytosteliaceae. The transcript has 5 exons. The coding region runs from base 1 to 1434 and encodes 477 amino acids. The record is from RefSeq and is a predicted model, not a curated record.
AUGAAAGUUAUCCUCUCUUUAUUAGUCCUUUUGGUCAUUGCCAUCUGCGGAGUCCAAUCUGUUUGCCCACCAAAUACUGAUACCAGAACUUGCAUCUGGUUCAAUAACUUGGCUUGUAAUGAAAACAAACCAUGUCCAAACUAUGGUCAAGAAUGUUGUGCCAACAACUGUGAGUCUUUCUGUUUCCCAUCAUCACCAGUUACCUGUCCACCAAACACUGACACCAGAACUUGCAUUUGGUUCAAUGAUACCGCCUGUAAUGCUAACAAGGCCUGUCCAAAUGGAAAGACCUGUUGUGCCAACAACUGUGAGACCUUCUCCGAUUGCCCACCGAAUAUCGAUACAAGAUUUUGUUUCUAUUUCGACCAAUCGGCAUGUAACGCCACCAAUCCAUGUGCACCUGGUCAGGAUUGUUGCUCCGACAACUGUCGAACCUUUUGUUAUCCAGCAUUGCCAACGCCACCAAAAUUCUGUCCUCAACCAUCUUUCGAUCAGCGUUUCUGCCGUUGGUUUGAUGAUCGUGCUUGCAAUCUAUACCGAUCGUGUCCAUUCAAAGAUCAAAUCUGUUGUGCCGAUAAGUGUGUAUCUUACUGCUACCCAUCCCGUCAAAUUCCACCACCACCCAAAUGUCCAGUUAUCAACGAUCCAAGAGUCUGUAUUUGGUUCAAUGAUUUAGCUUGCAAUGCCUAUCGCGCAUGUCCAGCCGGACAAAGUUGUUGUAGAAAUAACUGUGAAUCAUUCUGCUAUGCAGAUCCCAUCAAACCAACACCACCACCAGGACCGAAAUGUCCAGUGAUCCAAGAUGACAGAGUGUGUAUUUGGUUUAAUGAUCUCGCAUGCAAUGCAUCAUUCCCAUGUCAACAGGGUCAAUCGUGUUGUAAGACCAAUUGUGAAUCAUACUGCUAUGGUGGACAGGUCACACCAACUCCAUCACCAACCAACCCACCUUCAAAGUGUCCAGUAAUCGAAAAAGAUCCAAUUUGUAUUUGGUUCAAUGAUAAAGCUUGCAAUGCAUCACAUGCCUGCCCAACAGGUCAAAUCUGUUGUAAGAAGAACUGUGAAUCCUAUUGCCAUGGAACACCACUACCCACCCCAGAAUGCCCAUCGAUAGUCGACAACAGACUCUGUCUCUGGUUUAAUGACCAAGCCUGCAAUGCAUCACAUGCCUGUCCAACCGGUCAGACUUGCUGUAAGACCAAAUGUGAAUCAUACUGCUUCGCAAGACCAAACCCAAAUCCAGAUCCAACUCCAUCACCAACAAAACCAAAACCAACUCCAUUACCAACUCCAAAAUGUCCAAAGAAUACUGAUACUCGUCAAUGUAUUUGGUUAAACACUGCUGCAUGUACAACAAACGAACAGUGUGGUUCAGGUCGUGCAUGUUGUGCUAACAACUGUGAGACUUUCUGUUACCCAUCUGUUGGGGGUAUCUAA